ACGCUGUCUGUUGGGGUUAAGUAAGAAAAAAUAAAAAAAAAACAAAGCAGUUUUGCAAAUAUCCAUUAAAACCCCGUUGGUUUUGAUUGAUAUUGGGUAAUGGCGUCAUUUAAGCGGGCGCGCCAGCCGAAGAUAUCGACGCAGGCCCUGCUCGACUUGGAUCUGGGUGAGAGCUCAUCGGAUAGCGACUUCUGUCCAGACAUUGAUGGCUGCAAGGACGAGAGUGAUGGGGAGGGCGAUAGCAGCGAUGCCAGCAGCAGUGAAUCGGACUCCAAUGCGGAUUCCGAGGCCGAAAGUGAUGAUUCCACGCUCCAGCUGCAACAGCUGCUGGCCGAUAGUGAGGGCACCGGCACCGGCACGUGCCAGGCGCCGCCCCUGCAAAAUGGCAUCAAUGGUAAUGAUUACGGGACGGUGGCGGGUGCGCCGGCCAUUGGCAUACGUUCGGUGCAACUUUCCAGUGCGCCCGCCAAGCGGAUGUGCUGCGUCUGUCUCGGUGAGCGGAGCGACGACGUCAACGAGAUUGUCGAGUGCGAUGCCUGCGGUGUGUCCGUCCACGAGGGCUGCUACGGCGUCAGUGACAAUGUGAGCAUCUCGAGCACCAAUUCCACCUGCUCCACGGAGCCGUGGUUCUGUGAGGCGUGCCGCGCCGGCGUCUCGGAGCCGGACUGCGAACUGUGCCCGAAUAAGGGCGGCAUCUACAAGGAGACGGACGUGGGCAAGUGGGUGCAUCUCAUUUGUGCGCUGUAUGUGCCCGGCGUGGCAUUCGGUGAGGUGGAGCAGCUGUCAUCGGUGACGCUCUUCGAGAUGCAGUACAGCAAGUGGGGGGCCAAGGUGUGCUCCCUGUGCGAGAACUCGCUCUUUGCCCGCACUGGCGUCUGCAUUGGCUGCGAUGCGGGCAUGUGCAAGACCUACUUCCAUGUGACGUGCGCCCAGGUGGCGGGCUUCCUCAUCGAGGCCCAUCACGAGGACGAUGCGGCCGAUCCCUUCUACGCCCACUGCAAGGUGCACUCCGAGAAGGAGAUGAUCAAGAAGCGCCGGCGAAACUAUCACACGCUCCGCCUCAACAUGCUGCAGAAGGCCAAGGAGAAGGAGUUGACCACCAGCGAGCAGCAGCAGCAGCCCCUGGACGAACCGCCCACGAAUCCCGCCCAGGCGCGCAUACAGCGCAAGCUGCUCAAGAUUCAGCUGAAGUACGCCCAGCAUAAGGAACUGAAGCCAGCGCCCUGGGUGCCCACGCAGAAGAUGUCGCGUUUGCUGACCACUUCGGCCUCUGCGUGCCGCCGGCUGCUGGCCAAGGCCGAGAUCAUGUCCGUGGAUGUGCAGCACAUGGAGCAGCGGGAGGCGCACAUCAAUGCCCUCACAGACAUACGAAAGAAGUGGCACAUUACGCCCGCCUUCAGCGUCGAGUUCACCGCCUACUACAUGGAUCGCAUUGUGCGGAUGGAGGACUUUCGGCAGCAGCAGCAGCAGCUGAUCAGCCACAAUGCCAUCCUGUCCAAGGACCAGGACAGUCUCCGGGCACAGUACGAUGCGUCGCUGGAGGAGCGCAAAGCGGUCAAGUCCACGCGGGACACACUGCUGGCCACCAUCCGCACAUUGCAUGGCAAUCUCUCGCACCUGGCACCCACCCUCACGCUGCCCAAUGUGGAGCUCAUCGCUCGUCCCCAGCCAGAGAUGGCGGCGCUUGCCAAGACCAGCACGCCCACGCCGCCGCAACGCCCCAUAUCGGUGCCGACGGCUGCGGCGCUCAAAAUGGGCGUGGGCUUUCCACUGGCCCACCUGGGGCCACCGGGCACCAAGCUGGACUCCUCGCGCAUGCUCAGCACCCAGGCGAAGCAGGGCAGCAGGACAGCACCCGCCAUUGCGCCCGCUAUGGCGUGCGGCAUCUGCAAGCGGAACAACGAUCAGCAUUUGCUGGUCAAGUGUGACACCUGCAAUCUGCACUACCAUCUGGGCUGUCUGAAUCCGCCGCUGACGCGGCCCCCCAAGAAGUCCAAGCAGUAUGGCUGGCAGUGCUCCGAGUGCUGUGACAAGUCGGAUGGCUCCGAUGCGGUCACGGAGAUCUCGUCGGGCCCACGCAAAUCUCGCACGCGCUUCAACAAGGACGGCAGCCUGGUGUAUGUGGACCGUUACUCGCUGGACGAUGUGCCAGCGCCAGCUGCAGCCUUUCCCAGGGAUUCCAUGUCCGCCAAGCGAGCGCUCAACAAAUCCCUGCCUGUGGCUGUCGUUGGGCCAGAUCUUUACGUGGAUUUGACAAUGUCACCCAAGCGACCCAGACAGCAGUCGCCGCGCAAGACUCCCAUAAAUGCAGUUCCAGUGGCUUCUACUUCCGCCGCUGCCGCUGCUGCUGCCGCUGCUGCUGCUGCCGCUAUUGCAGCCGCCGCUUUGGCUGCCACACCCACUGCUAGCAACACGAUCCUAUCUGGCUGCGAGGACUCCGUGGACGAACUGAGUGGCAAACUGUCGCGCAAGGGCAAGCGCAAGGACAAGCAUAAAAACAAGCACAAUCUCUCCUCGGAUACGGAAAAGUCAUUCAGCAAGGAGCACAAGCGUAAGCGAAAAAAGCGCGCCCAUCUCAAUGAGUCACUGCAUCCAAAUCCGGCCAAUGCCACGCCCAACACGAUUAAAAUCAUAUUGAAAACAAUGCGUCUGCCGGGCGAGGAUGCGCCCGAAUCUCAGUACUUCUAUGUGCCCGCCAAUGCGGUGCGCUCGGUGGACGAAGCAUCGCGGCCGACGUCCGUGGAAACGGUCGAGGAUAUUGUGGCGCCAGAGCAAACCCUAGUGCCCGUUGUGAUGCCCGCCGUGGCGGUAUCGCCGCAAAAGCCAAAGGAUACGAAGGAAGCAGCGCCAGCAGCAGCACCAGCAGCAACACCUGUGCCCCCGCCCGAGACUCCAUCGCCCAAGCGCAAGGUUAGUCCACGCAAGGCAACGCCUCGUGUGGGACGGCCGCGUGUGUCCAAUCCGAAGCCCAUUGUGGAGAUCAACUGCUGCGUGUGCACCAAAAGCGGCAAACCCAAUCAGGUGGUGACCUGCGACGACUGCCACAAGCAUUAUCACUUUGCCUGCCUCGAUCCGCCGCUGAAGAAGUCGCCGAAAAUACGCGGAUAUUCCUGGCACUGUGCGGACUGUGAUCCCACAGAUGAUGAUGCACUGCCCAAGAAAUAGAAUCUUAUCUUAAUAUUAACAUUUAUUUAGGUCUUUAUACAAUUUUUGAAUCGAUGCCACAUUUACUUGUACUUGAUAUUUGCGUUAAUUUACCGGAAAAUUAAAUUUAUUAAGAAAUCCUCA
This is a messenger RNA of Drosophila obscura, 3288 nucleotides long. RefSeq names its product PHD finger protein 14. The transcript is spliced from 2 exons. Gene Ontology annotation, biological process: regulation of transcription by RNA polymerase II. The record is from RefSeq and is a predicted model, not a curated record. The coding region runs from base 100 to 3165 and encodes 1021 amino acids. Lineage: Eukaryota; Metazoa; Arthropoda; Insecta; Diptera; Drosophilidae.